AUGGCUCGUUCCGUUGACGACGAGUCAGAGAGCGAGAUAGUUCCUGGCUUCGGCGCCAUGACCCUUACUCCCCGCACCUCAUCCGACUCUACCAACAAGAGUCUAUCACUCCUGCAACAGUGGAACAACUACUUCCAGAAGGGCACCCUGGAAGACUCCCAACGACUGUGUGCCGAUCUAGGUGUCACCAGUGAUCUUCCCAGCAAAACCAAGUGCCGUGAGGCACUUAAAAGCGUCAACGUCAAUAUCAAGCAGUUUCUUGAAUGCGAUAACAAGCCUGAUGGAGUCAUGCUCUUCAAGAGCAGAAAUGCACUUAUCAGAUGGACCUUCAAGAAUCAUGCUGUCUUUCCUAAGCGCCAGCUGCCUCAGGGCAGUCCACUGCGAACAUUGUUAAAGGAGAUAUUUAACUCGCGAUAA
Molecule: messenger RNA, 417 nt
Organism: Fusarium sp. VM40
Lineage: Eukaryota; Fungi; Ascomycota; Sordariomycetes; Hypocreales; Nectriaceae
Source: the annotation of a GenBank genome assembly